GUCACGGGGCGGAGCGGGCCGGGCGGUUCCUGCAGCCAUGGGGUCGCAGCUCAGCGUGCUGCGUCAGGUUGUGACGUACCCAAUAUGGCUCAUCUACACCACCAUCAUGAGGAUCUUCAGGAAUCCCCAUCCUGCCAUCACCCUGAAGGAUCCUGAAGUGAAGUAUGCACUGAGGCUGAUUGAUAAGGAGGAAGUCAGUCACGACACGAGAAGAUUCCGGUUUGCUCUCCCUUCCAUGGAGCACGUGCUGGGUCUGCCUCUAGGGCAGCACAUCUACCUGUCUGCACGCAUCGACGGGGCGCUGGUUGUCAGACCGUACACCCCUGUCUCCAGUGACGAUGACAAGGGCUUCGUGGACCUCGUUGUCAAGGUCUACUUCAGAGGUGUCCACCCAAAGUUUCCUGAUGGGGGGAAGAUGUCUCAGUACUUGGACAGCCUGAAAAUAGGGGACACCAUUGACUUCAGAGGACCAAGUGGCCUCCUUGUCUACAAAGGAAAAGGCAAGUUUGAUAUUCGGCCAGAAAAGAAAGCUGAGCCUGUCCCUAAGACAGUGAAAUACGUGGGGAUGAUUGCAGGUGGGACUGGGAUAACCCCGAUGCUGCAGAUCAUCAAAGCGAUCAUGAAGGACAAAGAUGACCCCACCGUCUGUCAGCUGCUGUUUGCUAAUCAGACUGAGAAGGACAUCCUGCUGCGUUCCGAGCUGGAGGAGAUCCAGGCCCAGAAUCCCGGGCGCUUUAAGUGCUGGUACACGCUGGACAGGGCACCUGAAAAUUGGGAAUACAGCCAAGGAUUUGUGAACCAAGAGAUGAUCAGAGACCACCUGCCCCCACCUCAGAACGACGUUCUGAUCCUCAUGUGUGGCCCCCCUCCCAUGAUCCAGUAUGCCUGCAUUCCCAACCUGGACAAACUGGGCUACUCCAAGGACAUGAGGUUCUCCUUCUAAAGAUGACUGGUAAUUCAGGAUCUUAUGGAGAAAGGAAGGAAAAAAAAAAAACCAAGCAAACAUUUAACAGGGAACAGGACAAAGUUAAGAGGGGCUGAUGCACAGUGCUGGGAAGCUACAUUUACCUUAAAAAUGCUUCAUAUUUUCUGACUCUCUGGCAAGUGAGACACACAAGCUCAGCUGUACUAAAGCUGUGCCUGCACAGGCAGUGGUGCUCUGUGUGCUCCAUCUGCAGGGAGCACAGUGCAGCUGCUCAGGGCAGCACACACACUCCUUUAUGCUUUCUCUCAGCCCUGUAAUCAGGCAGCAGUAAUAUCCUACUUCCUAACACUGUGCACACCCAGGGUUUUAUUUGGUAUGAACCAUGGAAGUAACAGAAUGUGGUGGAAUAUUCACGCUGCUUGUGCCAAAUUGUCAUCCUCCAGGAGCUUUUGUAGGGUCUGAGGGCCAGGAGUGUUUGCCUUGUGUCCAUGAUCUUUGCAGCAUCAGUUUAAAGAUGCCAAUCGACCAUUUAUGGCUGAAGCUGUCCAAGCUGCCUUGUUAACCAAGACAGAGAGGCAGGCAGUGGUACAAAAUGGGUUUCCUUUGUAUUUUGGAACAGCCUCUCUUAAAUGCAAACACUUUCCCAGUUCUCAUCCCUGGGCACUGAAAUAAAAAUACAGAAGGCACAGGUGGCUUUGGGCACUGCUCCACGAAUCCCUGGAAUUUGUUUGCUUUUAGAUGUGUGGAAUACUGAAAAAAAAAAAUACUAAUUUUGUAUUUACUGUUAAAUACUGGGCGAUGGCACAGGGGUACAGAAGGAGUUGUUCUGUGUGUGAGAAAGAUGCAGGUGAACACUGAGUGGGAUUUUUUUUGUUGUUCAUUGUUUCCCAGAGAUGGAUUUGGCCUGAGGGGAGCUCAGGUUUCCUGGCCAGGGUGGAUUUUGGCAGGCAGCCCAGCUCUGGGUGUGGAAUGUGGCCCGUUGCCUGCACGUCUCGCUCAGGCAAAGCUCCCGAGGGUUUCUGCUUGGUAAGGAUGCCCAGGAACAGCCUUAAGUUAAGUCACCAAACUGACAGCAAACUCAAAUGUCUCACUCAAUCUAAAGCUGUUUCUUGGGAGCUGUUUGCUAUAGCUCCAGCUUUUAUUUUUUAAUACACUUUUUUUACAGAAAAAAAAACAAAAAAAAGAGGACAAUUUAAGGCACUUUGUGUGCUGGACCUUCUGCUCCUGAACAGCAGAGAUGCUGCUGAGGCUAGAGCUGCCCUGCAGGCAGUCUAGGAAACUCAAAAUCUUGUUGCUGGUGAUGACAUCAGAAUGACUGAAAGGGUGUUUAGUCAUGUCUGAAGUACUGUGGGGUGCUGGGUAGCUACAAGUGUCAGUGUAUAAUACCAAUUUUUAAAGAUUCAGUAGGAAUUCAAGGUUAGAGCUCACUUUUGUGUUUUCUUUUGUGCCUGUACAACAGAUGGGUACUGUGUAUUUUAAAGGUUCAUUUUUCAGCAAGCAUCAAAAGGAGAAGAUACAGUUAAUUUAAGGAACCUCAACUAGAUAAUGCUGUUACUAGUUUUAUUAAUUCAGUGUUUGCCUCAAGUCUUCAAUUUUUGACGUGUGCUUCUGAAACUUGUUCUUUAAUACAAUGCUCCAAAGUUGAAAUACUACUCAAGUUUUAAGCUUCAGUCCCUUUUCUGGAAGGCAGAAAGCAGAACUAUGAGAGAAGUUGCUGGUUUGUAUCAUGGUAGGGUAUGCAUACAUUUUUUUUUUUUUCUUCAUGUUUUCUUAUUAAAAGAACCAAACCAGAACCCUCGAGCUGAUGAUGCACCAACUAUUUUGUAUUACUUACUCUGUUCCUUCAAUUACUGGCUUUUUUUUUCAUGUCUAUGUAAGAAAUAAAGCAUCUUGCAGGUGAAUCACCUGUGUGUGAGCACAUCAUCUUCAACCUUGUAAGAGGCAAGUGUAAACCACUCUAAACUGAAGGUUCAAAA
Molecule: messenger RNA, 2901 nt
Organism: Empidonax traillii (willow flycatcher)
Lineage: Eukaryota; Metazoa; Chordata; Aves; Passeriformes; Tyrannidae
Product: NADH-cytochrome b5 reductase 3
Exons: 9
Coding region: 38-943 (301 amino acids)
Cellular component (GO): mitochondrion
Molecular function (GO): oxidoreductase activity; FAD binding
Source: RefSeq, a predicted model, not a curated record